Mucor mucedo is the source of this 1732-nucleotide messenger RNA. RefSeq names its product WD40-repeat-containing domain protein. Gene Ontology annotation, molecular function: ubiquitin binding. Gene Ontology annotation, biological process: ubiquitin recycling; proteasome-mediated ubiquitin-dependent protein catabolic process. Bases 287 to 1717 code for a protein of 476 amino acids. The record is from RefSeq and is a predicted model, not a curated record. Gene Ontology annotation, cellular component: nucleus; cytoplasm. NCBI's taxonomy places the organism in Eukaryota, Fungi, Mucoromycota, Mucoromycetes, Mucorales, Mucoraceae. The transcript has 4 exons.
AGCUGUGUACAUUUUUUUUUAGAAAUGCUGCAAGACGUAAAAGUGUGGCAUUUAUCACGUGUAAUGACGCCCCACUUUUCUUUUUAGCUUCUUUCUUUUUGCUGAAUAUAAUUUUGCUAAUAAUAAAACUGCAAACAAAUUUUCAAUGGACAAUUGUAAUGCUAUUUUUUUGUUCUUCUGUAAAGACCAGGAGUUGGACUUACUCAAUUAACUUUUUCUCUGCAAAAUAACGAUAUAAAAAACUAUAGUAACAAAUCAAGAGAUCCCGUUUGAAACUCCCGGAUACAUGUCAGAAUGGACGGACGAGCAAAAAGCUGACCAUAUAUUUCGCUUAAUGAAGACAUUACCAACCCAACAAGUUAUCAAGAUUAUUGACCGCAUUUCACCUUACCUUGAACAGGAUAUUAUAUCACAUUUGCCUUAUGAGAUUGGGCUUCAGAUAUUGGGUUAUUUAGAUCUUUCCUCCCUGUUACAAGCGACAAGAGUAUGUAAAAACUGGAAACUGCUGUGUGAAGAACAAUCUGUGUGGAGAAGCCUUUUUAUAAACAGAGGCUGGGGUUAUGAUCAGGACGAGAUGGAUGCCUACCUUUCAAAUACGAUGACUACUACCUCAUCACCACCAAAAACAAAAGUAGCUAGUGUUUCCCUGAACAGAACAUUUCGACUUAAGUCUAUCCGACUUUAUAAACCCACUCCUCAUAAACAAGCAAAAGAGUUGAGUCAUCAUUACAACUGGAAGUCAAGUAGUAAUUGCAUCAACUGGAAAAGACUCUAUCAAAAUAGACUUAAAAUUGAACGACGCUGGGCAAAUGGCAUUCAAGAGAUAUCUGAAUUUCCACCUCUUUCCACUUCAUUAUCUGAGCUUCAUAAAACAGAGGGAAUCUAUUGCGUUCAGUUUGACAAGAACAAGUAUGUGACUGGAAGCCGUGAUAAUACAAUCAAAGUCUGGGAUAUGGAAGGUAAAUGCAUACAGACCAUUGAGGGACAUACAGCGAGUGUCCUAUGCCUACAAUACAAUGAUAAGGUCAUUGUAAGCGGAAGUUCAGACUCUACUUUAAUGGUAUCUGAUUUAGCUUCGGGUAACCAUCUACGUUCCUUGACGGGACAUUCAGACAGUGUGCUUUGCUUGAAAUUGGUAGGGAAUGACAGAGUGGUAAGUUGCUCGAAGGAUAGGUCCAUAAAAUUAUGGAAUAUGAAUACAGGUGAGUGCAUACGAACAUAUCAAGGCCAUGAAGCUGCUGUAAAUGCAGUACAAUGGAUGGAUAAUUACAUUGUGUCUGCCUCGGGAGAUCGCACUAUACGUAUCUGGAAUUUAGAAACUGGGGAAUGUAUAAAAAAACUCGUUGGACAUUCACGUGGUGUUGCAUGUGUAGAUUAUGACGGGAGUAAAAUAUAUAGUGGAUCCAGUGAUAAUACGAUCAAGAUAUGGGACGCAAAAACAGGAGAAUGCGAUUACACAUUGGUGGGUCACACACACCUGGUCCGGACCAUCCAACUAGACAAGACAGCCAAUCGACUUGUGAGUGGCUGUUACAAUGGCAUGAUUAAAAUGUGGGAUUUAAAUGAACGAAAGUUAAUAUGUGAUGUGAGUUCAUUAGUACAUGGAAGGGUGCUUAAUCUCAAGUUUGAUUUUUCAAAAAUUGUUUGUUGCACCAACUCACUUCGGGUUGUCGUUUUUAAUUUUGCGUUUGACGUAAAUACCAAAUUUCUAUUGUAAUAUUAAAAAAAAAAG